CCCCCUUUUCUAUUUUUUCUCUCUCUCCCUAUUAGGGCUCCACUUUUCUGCUUGCAUCCUUCUGCCCGUCAAUCUGCACACUCUCAGACCAGUGAAACCUCCAAUCCUGGUCUUCGAUGGUAGUCGCGUCACCUUGAGCAGGUAUUUUUUUGCUUUGUCUGCACAAAGGAUAGGGCUACGCAUCCAAUCCGUGCGUGUCUCCGCAAUUGGGUGGGGCUUGUUCAUCCAGAAUUUUUAGAAUCUAGGGAUGCGCGAUUUCGUUGUACAGAACCAGCAACUUACCUUCGAUUCUGUUUAUCUCGCUCCUCCUCGAUCGGAUUAGACUAUUCGAGGUAUUUUCUGGUGUUUGCUCGUAUUCAUUGGAUUCUUAGGGAUCCGCAUGAGGGUCAGAUCUUUUGUACCGAUGCCAUCGUUUGCUGGCACUAGAAAUUCCUGGCUCUCAUCUGUCUAGGCUUAGUUCACUUCAUUGUGGUUCAGUUUUGUCCAAUGGAGUCCACUGAGGUCAAAAAGAGGAGUCGAGGAAGACCGAGGAAACGAAGGCGCGAGGAAGAAAGUGAGAAGAAUGAUAAGAAAACUGGUGGUGCGUUGAAGAAGCGGGCUUCUGACAUAUGGUGUAAGCCACUGCUGGGUAGGUUUGUGCUGAAAGAGUUUGAGGGCAAUGGGCUUUUCUUGGGGAAGAUUGUGCAUUAUGAUACGGGAUUGUAUAGAGUUGAGUACGAGGAUGGGGAUUGCGAAGACCUGGACAGUAGUGAACUUCGUAGCAUCAUUUUAGGCGACAAUGACUUUGAUGAUGCACUAGUUGCGAGGAGAGAGAGACUAGAUGAAAUUCUGAUCAAGAAGCAUGAGGCUCGGAAGGAGUUGGAGAAGCAAAUUGCAGAUUCCAAGGAUCAAGUCGCCGUGAUUGAAGCACCUCCAUUGUGCGAGAUGAAUGGUAAGUUGGAAGCUGGGAAUGAUGUUGAACUGGAAAACGAUGCAGAUUCCUCUAGUGACUCAUGUGACUAUGCACAGGAAGGGGAUCUGGGUCUCGAGGAAGAGGUCCCUGUUCUCCCCCCUCCGGAACUGCCACCUUCUUCAGGAAAUCUAGGUGUGCCAGAGGAGUAUGUUUCACAUCUGUUUUCAGUCUAUGCAUUCUUGAGAUCAUUCAAUAUCCAGCUUUUCUUGAGCCCAUUUUCGCUGGACGAUCUGGUGGGGGCAAUUAACUGCCGUGUGCAGAACACAUUGUUGGAUUCCAUUCAUGUUGCUCUGAUGCGUGUGAUAAGACGCCGUAUGGAGAUGCUUGCUACUGAGGGUUUGGAGCUUGCUUCAAAAUGCUUGAUGAGUAUAGACUGGAACUUGCUUGAUUUAUUCACAUGGCCUGUUUUUCUAGUCAAUUACUUAACAGUAAUGGGAUAUGCAAAGGGCUCUGAAUGGCAAGGAUUUCAUGACGAUCUUUUGAAAAAGGAGUAUUAUUUAUUAACUGCUGGUAAGAAAUUGAUGACCUUACAAGUCCUGUGUGAUGAUGUAUUGGACUCUGUGGAGGUAAGAGCAGAAAUUGAUAGUCGUGAAGAAGCAGAAUUUGGAAUAGAUCCCGAUUCGGUUGCAAAUGGUUUCCUGGAAAGUGGACCGAGAAGAGUGCACCCUAGAUUUUCAAAGACUUCAGCUUGCAAGGACACAGGGGUCACAGGAAGCAUCUCAGAAAGCCAUGGAAUUAAGUCCUCCCAGGGUUCAACAUGUGUGGGUUUGCGCUCUCAUGAAAAUAAUUCAAAUGCUCCGAUUUCUAACUCAGAUUGGAAUAGCGACGACUGCAGAUUGUGUGGCAUGGAUGGAACCUUGCUGUGCUGUGAUGGUUGCCCAGCAGCAUACCAUUCAAGAUGUAUAGGUGUUGGUAAAAUGUAUAUACCAGAUGGGCCAUGGUACUGUCCAGAGUGUAUCAUUAAUCGAAUGAGCCCUUCAGUAACUGUGGGAACGUCGCUAAAAGGAGCAGAAGUUUUUGGCAUUGACUUAUACCAGCAGGUCUUUGUGGCCACUUGCGAUCAUUUGUUGGUGCUCAGAGCUUUGGCCGACAAAGAACAUUGUUUUAGAUAUUAUGGUCAGAAAGACAUCCCAAACGUCCUGCGAGCUCUUUGUGCAUCUGAGAAACAUAGAUUGAUGUACUUGGAGAUAUCCAAGUUGAUUGCAAAAUACUGGAAUAUUCCUCAAAUUGCUUUCUGCCCUGCUCAGGUGGUAGAGAAGGAUUUAGAGCCUGCUUUGGUGAAGGAAGAGUUGAAUAUUCCAAGUGCGUCGGCUCCUGCAUGGGAGAUUAGUCAGAGAGUUCCUGAUGUUAUUAAGGCUGAAAAUCAAACUAGUUCAAAUGGAAAGAUUUCGGUCUCAUGUGUUGACACCUUGGGAGAGAUAACCACUCCGGCUGAAAUGCAUUGCAGUUUGAGCAGUAUUAACACCACAAGAACUUCAGACUUGGAUUGGGCAAGCACUAAGCUUCCCGGUCAGUUUAAAGUGGAUGGUACCAUGUCAAGUACGCAAGCUGAUCCAUCAGGUGUGACACACACUACAUGUAACUCGGCAAAUAGUGACAGUAGCCAUGUUGGGCGAGCGAGCGGUACUUCUUUACCUACAAUUAUAUCUUUCGGAGGAAAGGAUGCCAAUCUUAUUAACUCUGGAACGGUGGGCAGAUAUGUGGGUGAAAAUGUUCAAUAUGUGGGGGCUUCUUUUAAACCUAAAGCCUACAUAAAUCAUUACGCUCAUGGUGAUUUUGCGGCUUUGGCAGCUGCUACUCUGGCUGCUCUUUCCCCUGAGGAAACACGGGCUUCAGAUGUACAUAAGUCAAGUGGCACCAAGAAAGCAAGUGCUGAUAUUCUAUUGCAGGCAAAGGCGUUUUCCAAAGUAGCCUCACGCUUCUUCUGGCCAUCUUCUGAAAAGAAGCUUAUGGAGGUUCCAAGGGAGAGGUGUGGUUGGUGUCAUUCCUGUAAGCUUACCACUAAUAGCAAAAGAGGAUGCAUGUUAAAUUCAGCUGGCUUGAUUCUGACUAAGAGCGCCAUGAAGAUCAUUAAUAGCUUGCGCCCAACAAUUAUGGGGGACGGAAGUCUUCCUUCUAUCUCAACCUAUAUCAUGUACGUAGGGGAUGCUUUAUCUGGGCUUACAAUCGGACCUUUCCUAAGUGCAAGUUAUAAAAAGCAGUGGCUUAAGCGAGUUGAAGUUGCUUCAACGUGCAGUGCAAUAAAAGGUCCGCUGUUAGAGCUUGAGGAGAAUAUUCGUCGUAUUGCUCUGUCAGGGGACUGGGUAAAGGCUGUGGAUAAUUGGGUGGUUGGCACUUUUAUUUCUGAAAGUGCUGCAACUGAAAAUCGCAGUGUCCAGAGACGUGGACCAGCGGGGAAGCGUCACAAGAAACAAUCUGCAUUGUCAGACAGGAAAGUUGACGGUUAUGACGAUAAGAGUUUUGUCUGGUGGCGAGGUGGAAAUCUCUUAAAGCAUGUGUUCCAUAAUGCAAUUUUGCCUGGGUCUAUGAUGAAAAAGGUUGCCCGUCAAGGUGGUUCAGGAAAAUUUUCGAGCAUCUGUUACACUGAUGAUUCUGAAAUCCCCAGAAGAAGCAGACAACUUGCUUGGAGAGCUGCUGUUGAGGAGUGUAAGAACUCAUCCCAAUUGGCACUUCAGGUAAGGUAUCUAGAUUUGCAUGUAAGAUGGAAUGACCUUUCCCGGCCUGAGUUGAAUAUUCAGGAUAGUAAAGGUCCAGAGACAGAAGCUUCUGUUUUCAGGAAUGCAGUUAUAUGCGAUAAGCAAGCUGAAGAAAAAAAGAUCACCUAUGGAGUUGCUUUUGGGAAUCAGAAGCAUCUGCCUUCUAGGAUCAUGAAGAAUGUGAUCCGUGUAGAAAAAAAUGAAGAUGGUAAUGACAAGUACUGGUUUUCUGAAGCAAAUGUACCAUUGUAUCUGAUCAAAGAGUAUGAAGGGAAGAGACAAGAAGCUGCUUUACUGCCAGUUAAAAAGCCAAACAGUGCACUGUCUGAGUUGCAAAGACAACAACUGAAAGCUUCUCGUAGGGAUAUAUUUUCAUAUCUUGUGUGUCGGAGAGAUGGCGUAGAAAAGUGUUCAUGUGCUUCGUGUCAACUCGAUGUUCCUCUAAGGGAUACAGUUAUCUGCAGUGCUUGCCACGGUUACUGUCAUAAGGACUGUACUCUACGUUCAACAACUUGCAAAAAUAACGUGCUUGAGCUCUUGCUCAUCUGCAAGCGGUGUUGUAAUGCGAGAACUCCCUACAUCCAGCUCAGCAAUAAGUCUCCAACCACUCCCCUCCCUUCCAGAGGUCCGGAAUAUAAUAACUCAUCGAUGUUCAGCCAGGUCACAAAACUCAAUAUCAAGAUGAGCCAGGUCACAAAACCCAACAUCCAAAGCCAGCACUUGGCGGCUGGUAAAACAAAGGAGAUUAUAAAUUGUCGAAUGAAUGCAGAUGCUGGAGUCAAAAUAAAGGUGCCAGAUGCAGCAGCUGUUAAAAAUGCCAAGGAUGCUGUUCCUCCCAAGACGCAACAAAAAGCUAAUUCUGCUUCAAAAGCAAGUAAAAAUUACAGUUGGGGUAUCAUAUGGAUGAAGAACGGAGAUGACACAGGUGUUGCUUUUAGGCGUAACAAAGUUCUUGUGAAGGGCCAUAGAGAUGGUAGCAGUUUGAGCCCUGAAUGCGUGUUGUGCAGAAAAAUAUAUGACCCUAAUCUCAUGUAUAUUUCCUGUGAAACUUGCGGCAAAUGGCUUCAUGCCGAUGCUGUUGAACUGGAGGAGUCAAAACUUCAUGAAGUUGUCGGUUUCAAGUGUUGUAGAUGCCGCCGAAUAAAAAAUCCACAGUGCCCUUACAAGGAUGAAUAUCCGUCCACUGUGGUUGCUCAGGUCAGCAAAAAGAAGUAUCACAAGAAACUUGCGAAACAAGUAGACCCAGCAGUGGACUCCGACACGAAUUAUUCCUCUCCUGCAACUCCAAUCUUUUUUCCUACCCAGCAGCAACUGGUGCUACCAAAUAACGAUCCUCUUCUCCCAAAUCUGUCGCAAGUGGAGCAAAUUACUCCGGAGCAGAAGCCUGGACUGGUGGAUGGUGAAUGGAGUGCCACUCUACUGGGCCCACAAAAGCUCCAGGUGAGAAGGCAAACAAAGCAGUAUCACGACGGGGAAUCUACUUCCUCUGGUACUGAUUUUCAACCAGAAACAAAUGGUUUCCUCGUGCAUAAUCAUCCUACAGAGACGUAUGUCCCUGGCAUGGACUGGGAUGAUUUGGGGAGUGGUGGCGGUGCCUGUGGUGGUGGUGGUGAAGGGGAGUUGAUAUUGAACGAUGAUGAAGGUGGUUUUAACUUCGAGGACAUGGAGUUUGAGCCCCAAACCUAUUUCUCUUUCACCGAGUUACUAGAACAGGACGAGGCUGCUGCUGCUGCUGAUGUCGAUGUAGGUCAUCAUCAGGCUGCUGCUGAGGUUGAUGUUGGUCAUCAUCAGGCUGCUGCUGAAGUUGAUGUAGGUCAUCAUCAGGCUGCUGCUGCUGCUGCUGCUGCUGCUUACCCCUGGGAUGAUACAGAUCCCGCAAUGGAGUAUGAAAAUCCUUGUUUUAGUACAACUAUUCCUCCAUGCCAGUUCUGUUCACUGGCAGAGCCCGUCUCGGAUCUAUCUUGUGAGAUCUGUGGCACGACGAUGCACAGUAGUUGCGCGUUUGUGGCUGAGCUUCCGCCUGAUGAAGAAGGUAAGUGGAGGUGUGGGAAUUGCCGAGAAUGGCGAUAGGGCCACGGCACAGUGUUCUUACGAGGGUUUGUUUUCCUUAAAUCAUAUUUUUCUCUCUCGCGGAUGGUGGGUGUAUAUAGCGGGCGGGGGGAGAUAACAGAAUCUACCAGAGAUGAAAUUGGGAUCUACCUUCCAAUCAAAUUUUUUACUUUCUUUGAAAUUUUUUGGAAAGGCUGGAGGUGGAGGGUUGUCGGAGACGGGGGGAAGAGUCUUUAGUGGUGGCUCUAAUGGUGGAAGGUUGCUCUUUGUUGCAAGAUAAGCAGCCGUGUACUUUUUCCUUUUGGCAUUGUUGUGCUUAUCUGACUGAAGUGAUAAAAUACAUAUAUGUUAAUUUCAAGCAGCGAAAGAGGGUUAGUCUAGUACAGAUCCCAUAUCCGAUUCCACUAUUGCUGUUGUUUGUAGGAUUGUGUAAUGGUACGGAUCAAAUUUACAAGAAUCGCGGUUUAAUAGUGAGAUAUUUUAUGAUCAA
This is a messenger RNA of Linum tenue, 6187 nucleotides long. The record is from the annotation of a GenBank genome assembly. Lineage: Eukaryota; Viridiplantae; Streptophyta; Magnoliopsida; Malpighiales; Linaceae.